Molecule: messenger RNA, 1360 nt
Organism: Chilo suppressalis (striped riceborer)
Lineage: Eukaryota; Metazoa; Arthropoda; Insecta; Lepidoptera; Crambidae
Source: the annotation of a GenBank genome assembly
UAUUAAGAAGUUGCUUAGCUUCUGUGAUCGAUUAGCCAGUAAGUACGUCAUCAAUCAGCAGGCUGCUAUUAAUUUAAUUUCUUGUUUCUUUGGAAGUCACUUGUUUAAAUAAUGGCUCUUUAAGCAGUAUUUUGCCGCUUUUGUACGGUGCGCGCGCAUUUAACGAGACCAGUUUUUAACACAGGAAAACUUUACCUAAUCAUAAUCAUAUUUGAGAUAUUUAAACAAGUUGUAACUGAGAACAUAUCCAUUGCAUUGCGCGAGAAUAGAGAAACUUGUCACACAAGUUGUGCAAAAUGUUUGCGGAUUUAAUUUAUUUCACAGUUUUCGUCAAUUUAAUUUUAACAAUACAAUGCUAUAUAACUUCACAUAGACCAAAACUUGUGAUAGAUCAAGAUGGGGGUGCUGACGAUGCGAUGGCCAUUUUUAUUGCAUUAUUACGGGAAGAGUAUUUCAACGGCCCUGAGCUGGUAGCCAUAACAACAACUCAUGGUAAUGUAAACGAGUCGCAGUGCUUUAUAAAUACUCAAAGAAUAUUAGAUACAGCUAAGAGGAGAGAUAUACCCAUUCAUAGAGGAAGCGAGAGUGCCAUCAUCAAAGACUAUCCAGAAGAUAACUUCUUUGGCACUGAUGGUCUGGGAGAUAAUAAGAACGUGAAGUAUCAAGCAAUAAGGGCAGAACCUUCACAUGCAGUAUUUAUUUUGAUUGAACUUUCAAAGAAAUACGAAGGUGAACUCAUAGUUGUGACUAUAGCACCACUCACAAAUAUAGCAUUAGCACUCAAAAUUGAUCCUGACUUCAUAAAUAGACUCAAACAUAUAUAUGUUGGUGCUGGAACCAUUAAUGACGCUGGCUUUCCAAAACCAGAAUUCAACGCUUUGCUCGACGUCGAGGCUUACUAUAUUUUGAUGCAAAGUGCACAUCCAGACAAAGUUACUGUUUUGCCCUUCUCCCGGAUUAAAGAUUCGAUGAAUAUCACUACAGACUGGCGCCAGAAUGUGCUUGGCAAAAUCAACACUGAUAUCAUGCGAGCUCAAAACAUGUUUGACCAAGUAGCGCUACCGAAAAAUCCUAGAUGGCACUAUUUAGAUCCUGCCGUAAUGUCAGUGGCACUGAACAAUGGCAUAGUAGAAAGCUACAAGCUUUCAAAAAACAACAUUACCUUAUGGGGUGAUAAAAGAGGAUAUAAUACAAACAAUUUUACAAGCGACCAACCUAACGUGAAUCUUGUCUACGCUACCUCAGAAAAUAAAUAUAAGAAUUUUUUAUAUGAGACAUUUUCAGCAGAAAUUCCUGAAUACAAUAAAAAUUAAACCUCCUAUUAUAUUUAUUGAUAUUAAAUUAUUUAUUUUACUUAUUC